This is a messenger RNA of Drosophila elegans, 639 nucleotides long. RefSeq lists its product as uncharacterized. NCBI's taxonomy places the organism in Eukaryota, Metazoa, Arthropoda, Insecta, Diptera, Drosophilidae. The transcript has a single exon. The record is from RefSeq and is a predicted model, not a curated record.
AUGAACUUUGUUCAGCUAGCGUUGUUCUUCCCGCUCUUUCAAAUAAUCAAUGGCAACGCAACGAGUUCAAAGUCCUUGUGGGAUGAGGAGGAGAAGGAGGAAGAAGCCAAGGUAUAGAUAUUGUCAACAUCGCAGGAUCUACAGUUUGUCACUUUGCAGAAACCCAUACUCCGCAUCCACCAUAUCAACAUUUUCGGGGACUCUCGCUAUAUGAAGGCGUUGGCCAACAUCGACGCCAGUCGCACCCAAUUCGAACUCACUGUAUCGCUUCGCCAAGAGCUGGGCAGCAAUUUCCUGACCUUCAACCUUAAACUGCGGGUGCGACCAACGGGCAGGGGAACCUUUGUGACCCUGCUCCAGAUGAGGGCGCUGGAUCUGUGCGGAUUCUUCGCCGAGUUCUCCGGCAAUCCCAUGAUGAAGUACUUCCUCCAGUCGCAGGUGCAGCUGAACGACGUCAUCGCAUGUCCUGUUCGCGCGGGAAACUACUCGCUGAAGAAUGUGAGGGCUAAGGAAAUCUAUCCGCAGAAUCUGCAGAACGGCACCUACAAGUUCUUCGUGGAGGUGAUUGAGGCAACGGCCGAAAAGGUCUUUGCCCUGCAAGUGACCACCGAGAUCCGGAUUCCAAGUGGCCCCGAAUAA